AUGUCGCAUUUAUACCGUUGUCCGGAGGGUCUCAGCCUGAGACCCACAAGAUGCACGAAAGGCCGAACAGCGUUUCACCUUGGUCGUAAGCUUGUAGGCCACAUAAAGGCCGCUGAGGAUGGUGAUCGAUCAGAUAAAGCUCUAUCCACGUUGGACUCUCUACUUGGAUCGGAAAACGAUUCAGGUGGUCCAUCAUCGGUCGGCCGCGACCCUGCUCUUGUGGAAUGGUGGCGCAUACGGCCGCGUCAAGCUGCUCCCCCCCGCACUACAUCCAUCUCCUCCUCCGUCAAUCCCUCCGGCCGCUUCAUCGCCAAUGAGGAAAUGCUGCGGAACGAGGUCCGGGCGGGCCGCAAGACCCUCCCUGGACAGGCCUUGGAGCUGCCCAAGGUGGUGCCGUACGCGUCCUACAUCAUCGCACUAAUCCACGCGGCAGUGUACGGCACGUUGGUACGGGUGUACGUCACGCAGGGUGCAGAUGCAACUUCGGAGCUCCGCGAAGGCCUGGAGCUCAGUCGCUCGGCGGUGGUUGACCAGGCGGAGGUCUGGCGGCUGCUGAGCGGCUGCUUUGUCCAGGCAGAUCUGCUGGGUCUUGCUGUCGUAUUGUACGGCAUGUUGGUGGUGUCGCCGCGCGUCGAGGCGUCCCUUGGGUACCGCACUUUUAUGGCGGCGUACGUGCUGUCAGCCAUGGCCGCCGCCGACGUGUUGCUCGCGCUUACGGCCGCCAGUGGAGACACCGUCGUAGCCGCAACGCAGACCGCUGCGGCGGCGGCAGCCGGCUCCGGGCUGCCUGCCGGGCUGCUGGAAGCCAUGAUGCAUCCCGGAAGUCAUGACACCCUGGCGGGUGUCGUUGUUGGGGACCCCGGGGCGGUGUACGGCGGCUUGGGGGCGGCUAUGGGCCUGGCGGGCAGCACGGUGGCGCAUCAGCUAAUUAAUGGAGACGUGGAGCGCCAAGCCAGCGGCAGUAGCAGUGGCAGCACGGGGCGCGGUGCCGGCGGCGGCAGGGGUGACCUUGGGGAAGGCGGUGGUGCGGCGGCAGUGGUUGGUUUGGAUGCGGUGCGAACCGGGGUGCUGCUGGCGGGAGCUGCUGCGGUGGUGCUGCAACAUGUGCUGGAUCCAGGCGGGGCGGCAUUGGUGGCUUCACUGGGCGCGGGCUUUGGAACAGCUGGACCCCGAUACCAGGUUACGCGGGAAGUGGAGCUGCCGGACGGCUCCAUGUGGAUCCCAGAUCCGGACUUGGUGACGGAGGUUACGGUAGUUUUAGACCAAACUACGUCCAUCCAACGCACUUUGGCAACAGCGACACUGGCUGCGGUUGUCUCCAUUGCCACAAUAGUGGUGCUGUUUGGAA
Messenger RNA from Volvox carteri f. nagariensis, 1348 nucleotides. RefSeq lists its product as uncharacterized. The transcript has 7 exons. The record is from RefSeq and is a predicted model, not a curated record. The annotation marks the transcript as partial. Lineage: Eukaryota; Viridiplantae; Chlorophyta; Chlorophyceae; Chlamydomonadales; Volvocaceae.